Messenger RNA from Alternaria rosae, 1067 nucleotides. RefSeq lists its product as uncharacterized. The transcript has a single exon. NCBI's taxonomy places the organism in Eukaryota, Fungi, Ascomycota, Dothideomycetes, Pleosporales, Pleosporaceae. The record is from RefSeq and is a predicted model, not a curated record. The coding region runs from base 310 to 987 and encodes 225 amino acids.
GGUGUUGACGCUAGCGCGCCAGUCCUCGCAUUCGCUCGUGUUCUCUUAGAAUACGCAUUUUCCAGGGACGAAUGUCUGGCACACUUGUCGCGCUCCACUUAAUACAACUAAAUCAGAAAGAAAGCACCACGAAAAGCUCUUUCUCGUGCAUUGCGCCGAAAUUCACCCAAACUAGCCGCGUCAGCAGUCUGAGUGCACAUAUAACCUCAGGAUGACCCGCUGCUUUGCUCCGGGCUAAAUCAUCUUCACGCUUCUCUUCGCGACUUCGACUACUAAGUUUUGGACAUCCACUCGAGCGAAACAAUUACAAUGGGUCAACCAAAGCAAACCGAGCCUGUCUAUAACAAGCCAUGGACACCAUCAUCAUCGGCCUCAUCGACCCACUCAAUACCAUCCGUACCACCACCACCCUACUUCAAGUCGCAUUUCAUCUCUCCCUCCUCUUUCAAAUCCGCAGUCAAUGCCAGACUCGACAAGCCCGCUGUAUCUCUCUUCCGUCUCAGCAUCCGCAUAUUCCAAUUGGCUUUCGCACUUGCAUCGGGCAUAUCCUACGCCCUCGAACUCAGUCAUGCAACAAGCAUUUCGAAGACAGACUUCAUAUUCGCGCAAGUCGUUUUUGGCCUUACCCUGUUGGUUCUAGUCAUCGACAGUGCUACGGUACGCAACUACCGUGUCACUUGGAUCCCAGAGUGGAUCCUAGCCGUCUUGUGGAUUGCCUCUUUCGGCCUGUUCUAUGCAAUCUAUCUAAGCGGGGAUAUCGAACAGGGAUAUCAGAACGUGGAUGUCGAGCGCAUGAAGAGAGCUGUGUGGUGCGACCUUAUCAAUGCACUGCUAUGGAUGGGAAGUGCGCUGUUUUCUUCAGUCAUGUGCUGUUCAGGGAUAAAAGCCACUAUCAAGGCAAGGUUGGAGAAACGAAGACAGAGAAAGGAGGCAACGCGGCAAGUAAGGGACGUUAGUCAGAUGGAGCAGGGCGUUAUUGGCGGAUGAGGUGCAAAUCACAGAAUUGGACACAAUGUGAGAAGAGGACGCAUAUCGAUUACUAGUACUAGCGAAGGACAUGCAUACUU